This is a messenger RNA of Zea mays, 4224 nucleotides long. RefSeq lists its product as uncharacterized. The record is from RefSeq and is a predicted model, not a curated record. The transcript is spliced from 2 exons. The coding region runs from base 2974 to 3972 and encodes 332 amino acids. NCBI's taxonomy places the organism in Eukaryota, Viridiplantae, Streptophyta, Magnoliopsida, Poales, Poaceae.
UCGUAUAAGAGGGUAAGGGGAAUUCGUGGUUUAACAAAGCGAAAAGAAAAUCAGGCAAACAUUUGUUCAAAGAUUGAGGAAACGUAGUAGGUUAACAGAAAACUGCAAGGCCCUAUGCUGUUCUUAGAGAUCUUUUUUCUCGACAAACAAAGCAAGGGCACUAAAAGAAUCCAUUGGGAGUUGGAACUAUAGAAAACAUCCUGUAAAAAAACGAAGCAAAAUUCUAAUUUUAAGGUGCCUACAAGAAAAAGGAAAAGAGGUACUCGAUGAAUCUUGUAUAAUUCUUAACAUAUUCCUCUUAUCGCCUAGUGCAACUAUACUCUCUCGACGUAUUGUCGUAUUUUCUUGUGCAUCGAAACCAGGGCUUUUCUUUUUUACUAGAGGAUAAGCAUGUGCCGCACGCACGCACAAGAUAUGGUUUUUGUGAGACGAUAAGCUCUAGUACACAAUUAAUAUAUUGCUAAAACUUUAUAUUGUUGUUUAUCAUCUUAAAUAUAUCAAAUGGAAAAACUCAGGACUACAAAGUUGGAGGCAAUAGUGGUAGCACGCAGAAAAUAAAGGACAGGUUGGAUCGGAUCCUAGAGCACAUGGAUCGCCAGUACGUCCACUUGGGAUCAAUUGGCACCACGUAUCAACAGAUGACUGCAGCUCAACUCAGUAAACAAGGUGGGCUCCUGACAUGCAGUGGGUGGCGGUGCAGCCGCUUGGUCUAACAUCCAAGGAGACAGACAAGGUUGCUCAUGGCUUAUAUGUCCCUCCGGUGAGGCCUUGGGUGGUUGUUGAUGAUAUGCCUCUUUGGAACGAUGAGGCAGCACGGCUUAAUCAAGAGUUGUCGGUAGCACAUACCACAUCAGGGUGAGUAGGAUGUGAAGGAAUCAACUUGAUCACUGUGCAGGUUGCCAAAAGCGAACUCACUGAUGUUGAUUACUCAUGACCACAUUUAGAGCUUGGAGUCAUUGAUGCAGGCCAAAUGUUCGAGGAGAUGCCUCUCAAGUAGAAACAACUCAUAAAGAACAUGUUAUGCUAAUGACAGCCACAAUUCCUGGUAUCGCUUCCUCGUACGCACUUGCUAAAUGCAUCAGAGUGGUCCUAUGGGAUGGCAGGUCAUCUGAGUAUCUGACAUGGACCCAAACGAUGGGUUACUGUGGCAAUUAAUUCACUAUGGAUUGCACUGGAGUGGUGAGAACAAAUCAAGUUUCAAGCCUGUCAUCAUGGCUGUGCUCGCUCAUGAUAGCAGCAACUCAUUCCCAUUGGAUGAUGUCACAGAUCUUGAGGAUAAUUUGCUUGAUUAAAGACCUCUUGAAGCCAAUGCGGCAGCUCAGGCUGAACUGAACAUGUUCAGGGCUCAUAUGGAAACAAAGGUUGCUGCAUGGGAACUGUUGAAUGAGGCGCCUCAUGCGGAUGUGUGGAAUGAGGGCAUGCCAUUUAACAAUGAGACACAGGACAACUUACUACAAUAAAUGCCAUGUGUAGCACAGAGGACCAAAGUCAUGAAACGGCAAACGCCUCAGAGACAAAGGCUGUUGCAAAAUAACAGUGCUUGUUCUGUCUUCCUGCAGCUUGGUCUAGACAAAGUGUACAAAGUUGGUGCACCAAUUGUGAUGGCUCCUCCGUCUUCCUAGAACAUGGCAUGGAUGUAACAGAACAAAUGUUUGUGGAAAUCAAAAUACUUGGUCAACUCUUCCGUUCUAAGGCCCAGGGUUUUAGUGCUGAGGAGGUAUACAACAUUCUUGACCAAGUGGGUGAAAUAUUGCUGCUCCCAGAGUACAGAGUGGGUCAUGCAGACAAGAAGCCAGGUAGACCAUGAUGUGACACUGAUCUAUUGUUUGAAGUGAUUUUGUCAUCACUCCGUUUGGCUGCUGGUUGGCUGCAGCCGUUUGGGCUGAUGAGCCACGGCACAGUGAAAAUAAGUGCAGCGGUGCAGCCGAACGGCGUGAUGGAGAUACAGUGGUGUCAACCCAAGCAAAUGUGAGCUACAGCUCAAGCCAUACAUGGCGAGACAAUGGGAUCCUGGAAUCUGGGUGGCUAGUCAUUGAGAUGCAAUUCAUGGACAUUGUUAAAGCCCAUAUAUUCUUAUCUGCCUAUAUAUAUGCUACAGUACCCAAGAGGGCCAUUAUCUCGCCUAAUCAAGGUUAGUGACAUGGUAACAGAGCAGGUCACGAUUAGUGUUUCUUAGAUUUUUUUUAAGCCACCAUCGUCUCCUCCCGGCUGCCGUCGCGGUCUUCCUCCGCCGCCGUCGCGGCCCUCCCUCCACCUUCCUCCCGCCUGCGGGCUCAUCUGUGCCGCCCCUGUCCACAUCCGCCAUUGCGGAUCCCGUCCGCCGUCGCGCAGAUCCGGCCGCUGCCCGUCCGCCGUCGCGGAAACCGUCCAGAUCCGCGGCCGUCCUCGCGGAUCCCGGCUGCUGCCCGUCCGCCGUUGCGGAUCCCGCCCCUUCCCGCCUCUGCCGCGGGCGGAUCUAGGCGGAUCCCGCCCCUUCCCGCCUCUGUAGCGUGCGGAUCUGGGCGGAUCCCGCCCCUUCCCGCCUUUGCCGCGGGCGGAUCUGGGCUUCCCGGCCGCCGCUCUCCGCCGUCCACACCUGCCUGCUGCGCCCAGCCGCGAUUUCUUCCAUCCCCGGCAGCCGUCGUCUGUCGUCCGCACCUGCCUGCUACGCCCGGCUGCCGUCCUCAGCCGUCGUCCGCCUGCUGCACGCACAAACAGUCAUUGCAGAGGAGAAGAUUUGUGCAACUGCCAUCGACCCGAUAAUCACGCCGCAAACAGUCUGUGGAUCCGGAUCUGCGCUGCCAUCUGCUGUGCCCUGCCUCGUCGCCAUCUGCGCCGUGCGCCGGUGGCUGCCAUUGCGGGCAGACUGUCCAACUCGGCUUCCGCGACCAGGACCUCCGUCAACUCGUCCAACUCGAGCUGCUUUCAGCUGCGGUUCCUCUGGUUUGUUUGGUUUCCGGUCUCCUGUUCUUCCUGAUUUUCAUUGAAUUCAAUAUGGCGACAAAUGCUAUUGUGGUCAAUAUCACUCUUGAUGGCCAAAAUUAUCCGGAGUGGGCUUUCUGUGUUGAGACUGCACUCAGGGGACAUGGAUUACUCUUUCAUUUGACUGAUGCGGCACCCGUACUUGCGGAUGAUCGUCGCAAUGCUGUUGAUAUCAAAACAUGGCAGCUUAAUGAUGGUAAAGUGAUGGCUGCUAUGGUGAACAGUGUCAAACCGUCUAUGAUUAUGAGUUUGUCUAAAUUUAAAACUGCUAAAGCCAUCUGGUCUCAUUUGAAGGAGCGUUUUGUUCAGGACAGUGGUGCUCUAUUACACACUCUCAUGCAACAGACACAUGUUAUUGAGCAAAAUGAUAUGAGUAUUGAUGAGUACUACUUAGCCUUUGAUCGUCUGAUGAGUGCUUUGACAUCUAUGGUGCCUGCUUGUACUGUUGAUCCGUGUCUGGCUCAUAAGUUUAUUGAGAAGUUCUUCACUUACAGAUUUGUUAUGGGCGUUCGGGCCAAGUUUGAUUCUCUUCGUGCUCGUUUACUUCAGGGUUCUGACACUCUCACAAUGGCUAAGGCGUUGUCUGAUUUACUUGCUGAAGAGACUCGUCUUAAUUCUCUGUCUUCUACUGGUACUAAUACUCACAGUGUAUUGGCUGCUGCCCAGAAACCUAAGAAUGUGUUUAAGCCUUGUGAUCAUUGUGGCAAGACCAAUCAUCGAUCUGAGCUUUGCUUUGUCAAGUUCCCUAAGAAGUUGACUGAUUUCCGUGCACGACGUGGUGCUCGUGGCCGUGGUCCAGGACCAUCUACUAGAGGCUCAGUUGUUGUUGCUGCCACUUCGUCCGCUUGUACUUCAGAGUCGGUCUGGGUACUUGAUUCAGGAGCCUCCUUUCAUGUCACAUCUGAUCAGUCAAAGUUGGCUUCUACUACACCUGUCACAGAUGGUGCUUCAGUGCAGACAGCUGAUGGACCUUCGCACAGGGGAAGUGAUUGGGACUGGCCGUCGCCGUAGAGCUGCUCCUCGCCUCUACAUCUUGGACUCUUUGCGGCUUCCUUCCUUGGCUACAUCUCCAGCUCAUGUGCUUUCAGCUACCCUUGCUUCUGUUGCGUCUUUUGCCCAGUGGCAUCAUCGUCUAGGUCAUUUGUGUGGAUCUAGAUUGUCUACUCUAAUAAAGUCAGGUUGCUUAGGUCAUACUUCGGUUGAGUCUGAUUUUCAUUGUAAGGGUUGUCAUCUUGGAAAACAAUACAACUUCCAUAUUUUACU